Molecule: messenger RNA, 2390 nt
Organism: Colletotrichum destructivum
Lineage: Eukaryota; Fungi; Ascomycota; Sordariomycetes; Glomerellales; Glomerellaceae
Product: Putative BAH domain, Zinc finger, FYVE/PHD-type, Zinc finger, RING/FYVE/PHD-type
Exons: 4
Coding region: 389-1759 (456 amino acids)
Molecular function (GO): chromatin binding
Source: RefSeq, a predicted model, not a curated record
CAACGCGCUCCGCUCGUUGUCCCUGAAUUGCCAGAUCCUCAUCCCGCGAUUUUCCCAAUUUUGCGCAUCGUGGCCAUCAUUGGUCGUCGAUACCCGACCUGGACCAUCCUCAGGCUUGCCAGAGUAUCCUCGCUCUCGACGAAGUGAGCCAGGACGCACAUCUGGGACGGCACGCUUGCCACUCGGUCUUACCUACCCCGGUCUCUUGGGCGGCUUCCAGCCACCCCGUCCUUCUUUCCCUUUGGUCGCGACACCCCAAGCGAGUAUCGCCCCAACGCCUUUUACUCCGGACAAUACCACUCGAGGUCGCAUCACGUCUCCCUCGGCCUUGCUCGCGAAUCACCCUCGUUAACUGCGUUUGCGACUUCGGACGUCCGCCGCCGUCACCAUGUCCACCUCGCGCAAGCGCCCUCGCGCCGAGGUCGAGGAGAACAAGGCAGAGUGCCCCUUUACCGUCACCUACGCCGAGCCCGACAGCAAGUCGCACAAAAAGUCAAAGAAGAGAAGGAAGCCGGACCAGGAAGAAGAGGAUGGGAAGAAGAGCUCUAAGCAACUCUCUCCCUUCUCGCCUUCCGGCGACUUCAACGGCAAGAGCGCCAAUGAUGUUUUGGACUUGGAAUACAACGUACAUCCGCAGAAGAAGUGGCUGGAGAUGACACGCUACAACAGUUUCGUCCUAAACGGAACUAAGUACUUCAGUGAGGGCUUUAUCUACGUCGCAAACGACCAGACCGUUCAACGACAGAAAGCUGCCGCGGAAGGCACCGCGGAUUCAAACGAGCCUGAGAAGGUACUGAAGCGAUCCAAGUCCGAUGACGACUGGGUAGCCCGCAUUCUGGAGAUCCGCGCUAGCGACGAGCAUCACGUCUAUGCGCGCAUCUAUUGGAUGUAUUGGCCCGAGGAGCUACCUGAAGGCACGAUGGAAGGAAAGAGAUACACUGGAGGUCGCCAGCCAUACCACGGCCACAACGAACUGAUCGCCUCCAAUCACAUGGACAUCAUCAACGUUGUUAGUGUGACAUUGCCUGCUAACGUCAAGCAAUGGAUCGAGGAGAACGAUGAAGAGAUCCAGGAGGCGCUCUACUGGCGCCAGGCCUAUGACUGCCGGACCCAUCAGCUCUCGUCAGUCGAACGCCUCUGCAGAUGCCGCCAGCCCGCCAACCCGGACAAAACCCUGAUCGGAUGCUCCAAUAAGGAAUGCGGGAGAUGGGUCCAUGAGCAUUGCCUUAGGGAAUCCGCCCUGAGGCGAGCUUACGAGCGGCUCGGCAAAGACAAGCCCCACUUCACCGCGAAGCCUCCGGUAGACGGAACGUCCUCGGCCGCAGAGAGUGAUAAUAUCAAGCAGGAAAGGAAGUUGGAUGACGGCGUAAACGGACCCCUCAGCCCCACCGAAAGCGGCACUGAUGUCAAGCAAACGAUCGACGCGAAACCCACCGAUGCGCACGAGGAAACAAACGGACAGUCCGCCGCAGAGGGCACUCCUGCUGUGCCUGACGAGCGUGUUUCGCAGCCACCGACGACCCCCGCCACACCAUCCGCCCUGGAAGUACCGGCAGCGUCUCGCAAAAUCAGAUCUAGCAAGAAGAAAGCUUCGGCAAACGAAGCGAAGCCGUGGGAAGGCCUGUUCGAGGCGAGAAUCUUGAUGGACAUGACCCCAGCCAAGGUUGAGAUAAAGGACCUCCGAGAGAACGUUACGGAAGGCGACAAAUUGUGGACAGAGCCGCUGCUUUGCGUCGUUUGCGAGGUGGAAAUCAGCUGAAUAAUGGGUACCUACACGGCUGUCAAACCACCAGACCCUCGACACCAGGGUUGGCACUGAGAGAAAGCUCGAUGGUGGGCUUCGCUUCUCGCUGUUUGUAUUCCAACAGGCAUUGCGUUCGACACGCCCCACGAGCAGUGGAUUGACGCGCUAUUGUUCUGAUUACGACGGUUUCCCAGUAUGAAGGAGUAGUUAUACUGAGUCUCAACAAAACGGUUUGGGAGGAAACGGGGAGAUCAACGGGCUCGUCGAGGUGAAGGGUUGAGAUGUUGAGAAAGACAGAGGCAGUCCUAAGAAGAAAGAUAUUGUCAGGAUCGGAGACUUUUUAUUUGGGUGUGGCUGGAGUGCAGUUCUUCCGCGAGGCGUUGGCGAAUAAGGUUCAUCUCGAAAUUGGAUGAGGUCGGCACAUGGAAUAGGUCUCGGUAGAUUCAGCGAGAUGAGGGAAGCCAACAAAAGGGGACGAACGAAAAGGGGAAUAUGGCUAGGAGAGCGGCCGUCUGGGGACCUAACUGAGUCUUACGAGCAGGACAGUUUCCUAAAGCUUAUACGGUUUGUGGUUGAAUGUUUCAUCUUUUGACAUAUCCUCUUUCACACAGCAUAAGCGAAUGCUGCGAUCUACUCAACCGCUAUC